Molecule: messenger RNA, 866 nt
Organism: Colletotrichum godetiae
Lineage: Eukaryota; Fungi; Ascomycota; Sordariomycetes; Glomerellales; Glomerellaceae
Product: Mss4-like protein
Exons: 3
Coding region: 307-732 (141 amino acids)
Molecular function (GO): carbon-sulfur lyase activity
Source: RefSeq, a predicted model, not a curated record
CUGAUGGGAGCUGAGUGGCAGACUUCAAUUCGAAUGUCAGCUGCCAAGUUCGCCUACUGUCGCUUCUGCUUAGCGUCCCGUUGUCUCGGAAUGCAUCCCAACUCACCCGAAAGAGCCAAUUACGCGUUCCAGCAGGGUUUUCGUUCCACGUGGUGAUAGGCAAUUGAAGUCUUGUGAGGCUCCGCGUCCGGUCUGGAGUGUGCAAGUGGCGGCCACCGGAGACAGCCCUCAGCCAACGUACUUAAUUUGGCAGACUGCUUUACUUUGUGAACUUUUACAAGACUUCUUUUCAGUACCGCCAGAAGCAUGUCUACCUCUCUUCGCGGCUCUUGCCUAUGCGGCGGCAUUCAGAUGCAGACUUCGUCGGGUCCUCUGACUGUCUUCUCCUGUUUUUGUAAUCAUUGCAGCCAAGGCGCAGGUGGGUCGCACCAGACAAUUGCAAAGUUUGAGACUCAAUCUGUCCAUGUAGUCUCAGGGAGCGAGCUCAUCGCCAACUUCACGUUAGCCGACACCUCAAGUGGCUCUCCAAAAGAAAAGUCAUUCUGUCGCACUUGUGGGACCCCGCUGUGGACAACCCCCGCAUCCGCUAAGGGGCGAUACGUUCUCAUCCGGACGAGUUUGUUGGAGAGCGGCACCGAGCUGCGACCUGAAUCGGAGAUUUUUGUCAAGUUUCGGCCGCCUUGGCAGCAUGCGGUUGACGGAGCUGUGCAAUGGGAGCAGAUGAGAAAAUAAGCAGAGAAUGAGAGUUGUCGAGUUGCUGGACAAAGAGGCUGGGGUAAGAUGGGGGGCCAUGACUCGGAACUUGUCCGUUUGAACAAAUCAUAAUUCGAUCCGCUUUCCGCUUCCCGUCGGUGCCACCUUCCGGC